UUUGAAGUUUCCACAUUUGUGUCGUUAAAGGCUUGAUUGCGUUCCUUUCACCCGUUUAGAGCUACGGCUGUCAGUAAUAUUUGCGUAGCAAGUUAGUUCGAUGUUUUGGUAUCUCAAAUUAAAACCAAAGACAGGAAGUUUUGCUACAGUGUUUGAUUCACCGAUUGGUCAAUAUCUCUAGCUAAGGCGGGAGUUGAUAAUUUAUCUACCGAUCAUUGGACAGAAUGACCCGAAGUCAACCAACCAGGUUUCGGCAUUUGUAGGCGUUUUUACACGGGCGAAUGGUGAACCUUACAUUUGUUUAGUCCCGUUUUAACCCUUUUAAAGUGAAAGGUCUACGCGGUAGUCUACUGGUGGCCACCUUCUUCUUACCUGCAGAGUUAACUCACCUGGGCAUACACCAUCUCCAUCAUGGCCUCCCUGGCUUUAAGAUCAGCAGCCAAGGCAAAGUUCCCAUUUAAAGGUGGCCUCAUGUGCUGCUACUCCUCAGGGCCCACCACCAAGCUGUUCAUUGAUGGAAAGUUUGUUGAAUCCAAAUCUACAGAAUGGCUUGAUAUUCACAAUCCUGCCACCAACGAGGUGAUCGCUUGUGUACCAAAAGCCACCCAGCAGGAAAUGUUGGCUGCCGUGGACUCUUGCUCCAAAGCCUUCUCCUCCUGGUCCGAGACCUCCAUCCUGGCCCGGCAGCAGAUCUUUCUACGCUACCAGCAGCUCAUCAAAGACAACAUUAAAGAUCUUGCCAAGUCCAUCACAGUGGAACAAGGCAAGACCCUUGCAGAUGCAGAGGGGGAUGUCUUCAGAGGACUGCAGGUUGUGGAGCACACUUGCAGCAUCACCUCUCUCAUGCUGGGUGAAACUCUGCCCUCUAUCACCAAGGACAUGGACACAUACACGUACCGCCUCCCCCUCGGGGUGUGCGCCGGCAUCGCCCCCUUCAACUUUCCCGCCAUGAUCCCGCUGUGGAUGUUCCCUAUGGGAAUGGUGUGCGGAAACACGUACCUCCUGAAACCUUCUGAGAGGGUACCCACGUGCGCCAUGCUGCUGGCCAAGUUGCUGCAAGAUGCUGGCGCGCCGGACGGGACCCUCAACAUCAUCCACGGACAACAUGACGCUGUGAACUUUAUUUGUGACCAUCCAGCCAUCAAGGCCAUCAGUUUCGUUGGCUCCAAUCAAGCGGGGGAGUACAUUUAUGAGAGGGGUUCCAAAAAUGGCAAGAGGGUGCAGUCAAACAUGGGAGCAAAGAACCACGGUGUGGUGAUGCCCGAUGCCAACAAGGAGAACACUCUCAACCAGCUUGUGGGUGCUGCGUUUGGGGCUGCAGGCCAGCGCUGCAUGGCUCUGUCCACAGCCAUCCUGGUGGGUGAGGCUCGCAGCUGGCUGCCAGAGCUGGUGGAGCGCACCAAGGCUCUGCGUGUCAAUGCAGGAGACCAACCUGGUGCAGAUGUGGGGCCCCUGAUCUCCCCCCAGGCCAAGGACAGAGUCUGCAGUCUGGUCCAGAGUGCAGUGGAUGAAGGCGCUAAGGUGCUCCUGGAUGGCAGAUAUGUCAAAGUUGCGGGUUAUGAGAAUGGCAACUUUGUGGGUCCAACCAUCAUUGGUGAUGUCACCCCUCAGAUGAAAUGCUACACCCAGGAGAUUUUCGGACCCGUGCUGGUUGUUCUAGAGGCCAACACUCUGGAUGACGCCAUCAGUUUGGUUAAUCGCAAUCCCUACGGCAACGGUACCGCUAUCUUCACUACAAACGGCGCCACUGCUCGCAAAUACACGCAUGAGGUGGAUGUGGGCCAGGUUGGAGUCAAUGUUCCCAUUCCAGUGCCCCUGCCCAUGUUCUCUUUCACUGGAUCAAGAGGCUCUUUCAGAGGCGACAUGAACUUCUAUGGAAAACAAGGCAUUCAGUUCUAUACGCAGAUCAAAACCAUAACCUCACAAUGGAAAGCUGAGGACGCCACCCUCAAGAGUCCAGCAGUUACCAUGCCAACCAUGGGACGCUAGAGAAGCCAUCAGUUCAAACUGACCAUAAGACAUGGAAAAGACUCAGUGGUUAAUAAAUAGUAGUUCCCCUUUUUAAAGGUUGCACUCUAUAGAUGAAUUCUAAGCCCAGUACAGAAUUUACCUUUUCAAAGUGUGCAGUUGAGUGAAUGAUGUUUUGUGCACAUAAUGCUGUUAUUUAUCUCUACAUUAAAUCGGCUAUACACACAAACAUAUUGGGGUACCUGGCAAUUAUAUUCGCUGCAGGGAAGGGAAAAUAUGGACUUGAUCCCCUCUUUGCAGCUAUAACUGUAUCCCACUUUUCUGGAAAGACUUUCUACAGGAAAAUGUAUGGACCUUGCCUUGAGAAACUGAGCAGGAGCUUCCCUAAACUAUAAACAUAAAGUUGGAAGCAUAGAAUCCACAAUGUGUUUUUAGGAUGAACAAUAAGGUCAGAGUGUACCAACACUUAUUUCAUAAAGACAUAUAUCCCAAUGCUUUUCUUUGUAGUUAAUAUAGUUACAGUAACUACAGAGACCACAUACAGUACAUGCAAGCAUGAGUAUUUAAAAUAACACUGCACCAUACACAGAUCAUAUCGUGAUAAUCACAUGUGAUGCACGCAAAUCAGAGACAAUCCAAAGUAUAAUUGUGGACAAAAGGCCACAGAGAGGUCACGUGCGUCUAUCCAUCGUUUGGGUUCGUGGGCAGGAGGGAGUCAGGCGCCUGAGUAAUGAAGGUUGACGGCGCGCAGAGCUCCUCUCUAAUUCAGAAAGAUUUCAUUAUCAUUAUACAGUGCAGAAAUGUAAGAUUCAUCACAUGUAAGACACUCAUGUUCUCACAGCACACUGUCUUUGCAGCUAAACAUGGAAUGUGGGCCCAGUAAAUCUGUGCAGGCUUCGUAAUUGCAAGGAUGAGGUACAACUUUUAUUCCCCAACAUUCAUUUUGUGUCUUACCCAGUGACAUGACUGUCAGCGAGGAACGUCUCCUCAGACGGGGACGCCACCCGAUUGUUGGCUUUCCUGUCAUGGAAAUGUAGAUUUGCUGUUUAUGCAAAAGCUUGUUGCAAUGUUUUACACAUUCCUUGUCCUUCUCCUCCCUUAGAGCUGCGUCUUUAUGGCUGCAUUUGCACCACGCAGUAUUUUUGCCCCCAGAUAUGGGUUAUGGCAAGAAAAAAAAAAAACACGUUGAAUCGGAUAUCCUCAGUUUAGAAUCCCCCAUCUUCUAAAUGUGGAUAACAAUCUCAUAUGAUUGGUGAGAUUACCUAUGGAACGAGCCAGUCCAGGCCAGUUGAACAAUAUGUGAUGUUUUAAUAAUGGUAUUUAUGCAUUUCGUUUGCUUCUGCAUCUUCUCUGUACUGUAUAAUGCCACUCAUUUUCUUACCUAAAUAUUACCUCACAAAAGUGAGUACACCUCUCACACUUCAGCAACCAUUUUUACAGUAUAGCUUCUCAGGGGAAAAACUAUACAUGAAACUUGGAUAUACUUCAGGGUAGUUAGUAAAUGUUUACGGCUAUAAAAGGUGUACACUAUCAACUGAAAAUGAACAAAUAGCUGGCAACACAAUGGUAGCAAAAAAGUGUCUCGCUUACAGUCAAGCGGGCGGUAGCGUUGGGGCUGCAUGCGUGCUGCCUGCACUGGGUAGCUGCGGCUCAUUGAGGGAAAACAUGAAUUCCAACAUAUACUGUGACAUUCUGAGGCAGAGCAUAAUCCCCUCCCUGGACCACAUGGCAUUUUUCCAACAGGAUAACGAACCCAAACAAGCGGUAAGUUUCAUUUCUAUAGGAUUGUCCCUUGAGAAUGUGAGGGGUGUACACACUUUUGUGAGAUAGUGUAUUGUUUAUGUGCAUUUUAGGUGGUUUCAGGUGUUUUGUAAAUAUAUACAAUAUGAGUCACUUAAAAAGAUUUGUAAAUUAACUCUGAAUUGUCCAUUUAAACCUGCAGUGUAAAUACAGAUUAAGAGACACACACACACGAAAGCUUUGAUGUUAACAGACUGAGCCUACAGAUGUUGUGUUAUUCCAGUGGACCAAGUGCCAGGCCGCCGCUUGUGCGAUAUACAUCUCCUUUGGCCAUACAUGCAGAUCCCUUGCACAGUCCCCUCUGAAAUCAUGUUACCAGCUGCUCUCUGACCACAAGUGUUCAAAGGGCUAAAUAAACUCAAGAGUGCACGUGAGGAGGAGCCAAUUGCCUAAAAGUGCAUUGAUGUGACCAGAUGUUUGUUUCUAAGCAUAAAAGCCUGUUUUUACUAUUGUGCCCACUCUUUCUUCACUCUUUUCAAGCAGCAGGAUGGAAAAGAAAAUUGGUCAAAGCCAAACUGAUGUUUUAUGGUAUCCUCUUAAGCAGAGAAAAUGACUGUUAAAAACAUUAAAAAGAGGGAGGAGUCACCAGAAGUUCAGCGUGAGCUAUGGCUGCACUUUUGUUCCUCUAAGUUCAUGGUUUCAUUGUGGCGAGGUUACCAGUGGACUGGAGUUGAGUGAUGAAUAACCAGAAAGCCUUACUUAAAAUGUCACAAAACCAACACAAUUACAGAGAGGCUUUAUUACCUUGUCCUUUGUCUGUUCAUUUUAGCAAACAGACGUCGAAGAACUUGCUCCCUCUGUUCCCACGUCAGGUCUGACAUUUCCACUUGACUCCCGAGCUGAUGCGU
Molecule: messenger RNA, 4616 nt
Organism: Dunckerocampus dactyliophorus (ringed pipefish)
Lineage: Eukaryota; Metazoa; Chordata; Actinopteri; Syngnathiformes; Syngnathidae
Product: methylmalonate-semialdehyde dehydrogenase [acylating], mitochondrial-like
Exons: 12
Coding region: 412-1989 (525 amino acids)
Biological process (GO): thymine catabolic process; L-valine catabolic process
Cellular component (GO): mitochondrion
Molecular function (GO): methylmalonate-semialdehyde dehydrogenase (acylating, NAD+) activity; malonate-semialdehyde dehydrogenase (acetylating, [NAD(P)+]) activity
Source: RefSeq, a predicted model, not a curated record